Molecule: messenger RNA, 626 nt
Organism: Diatraea saccharalis (sugarcane borer)
Lineage: Eukaryota; Metazoa; Arthropoda; Insecta; Lepidoptera; Crambidae
Source: the annotation of a GenBank genome assembly
AAGAGAGGUGCGUGAAAUGAUAAAAUAUCCAUUUUAAUCUAUGUUAAACGUGUAUAUUUUCGUUUACAAAAAUGUGAAGAAACAGUUUAUGUGCAGUUUGUGCCAAAAUCAUGUAUAUUUCAACAUUAUCGUCAGAAGCUUUGCUAAUUUGUAUUACGAUGUAGAUGUACAUAGUGUAUUUUUUUCUGAUUCAAGGACGUGGUGGUUCCGCGGGAGCGAAGUUCCGCAUCUCCCUGGGUCUCCCAGUAGGAGCUGUCAUCAAUUGCGCUGAUAACACAGGAGCAAAGAAUCUGUAUGUUAUCGCCGUGCAAGGUAUCAAGGGCCGCCUCAACAGACUACCUGCUGCUGGUUCUGGUGAUAUGAUUGUGGCUACUGUUAAGAAGGGUAAACCUGAACUCAGAAAAAAGGUAAUGCCUGCAGUGGUAAUCAGGCAGCGGAAACCAUUCAGGAGGCGGGAUGGAGUGUUUAUAUACUUCGAAGACAAUGCAGGCGUUAUAGUGAACAACAAGGGCGAAAUGAAGGGAUCAGCUAUUACAGGACCUGUAGCGAAGGAGUGUGCGGAUCUAUGGCCGCGUAUCGCCUCCAACGCGAGCUCUAUAGCUUGAACUUAAUAUACGGAUAAGACC